Molecule: messenger RNA, 1134 nt
Organism: Closterium sp. Naga37s-1
Lineage: Eukaryota; Viridiplantae; Streptophyta; Zygnematophyceae; Desmidiales; Closteriaceae
Source: the annotation of a GenBank genome assembly
AUGGAGCAUAAACACUUCGGUCCCAGCAAGCCUAUUAAGGACAGCAAUCGUACUAGUCCCCACUCCACACGCCGUGCACUCUCCCUUACGCAAACCCCCUUUGUCUUUCCCCCACCCCUUCUCCUCUUCCCCCCUCUUCCCUCCGCCUCUCUCCCCCACCCCCUCGUCUCCUUGCCCCCCACCCUCUCUCCAUCUUUUGUUUUUGCUCCCAGCCUCGCUCUGGUAUUCGUUAUAGCAACCCCCUUUGUCUUUCCCCCACCUCUUCUCCUCUUCCCCCCUCUUCCCCCCGCCCUCUGCCCCCCCACACCCCCCCCCCCUCCUCCCCCCCUCUCCCCCCCCUCCCCGGCCCCCACCCACUCCCCAUCGUUUUGUUAUCGCUGCCAGCCGCGCUCUGGUACUCGUCAUAGCGCCACCCGCCAUAGUGACUCUGACGGCCGUCACAGCAAGAAUGGUGACAGUGAGAAGGGCUUCACGGGCAAUGGCAGCGCUGAUGGGCAGGGGUUUGAGCUGCCGGAUCCGCCGUCCAGGUUCGAUGCAUCUGUAGCGUGGCGCCAGAUACAGCACCGCACGGCUGACUCGUGCUGGAGCCAGCAGGAGCGACACCUGUACCACACGGCCAAUCCGUCCCCUCCGUCAGCAGCGUUCAGAGAUGCAGUGGAGGAGUUUGAAGCGAUGCAGAGGGAGUGUGUGGGGUUCCGAAAAGUGGACAGCUGGCAAUGGGUCAAAGUCAAGGCCACGUGGUAUGAUGGGGGCACGUGGUGUGAGAAGGGCACUUGGUGUGAUGGGGGCACGUGGUGUGAGAAGGGCACUUGGUGUGAUGGGGGCACGUGGUGUGAGAAGGGCACUUGGUGUGAUGGGGGCACGUGGUGUGAGAAGGGCACUUGGUGUGAUGGGGGCACGUGGUGUGAGAAGGGCACUUGGUGUGAUGGGGGCACGUGGUGUGAGGAGGGCGCUUGGUGUGAUGGGGGCACGUGGUGUGAGAAGGGCACUGGGUGUGAUGGGGGCACGUGGUGUGAGAAGGGCACUGGGUGUGAGAAGGGCCCACCAUGGCCAUCAUCACCAUCCCUGUCUGUCUGCUUCUGUACCUUUCAUUUACCCGACAUUCACAGUGUGCUCAUCGUGCCUAUCAGUUAA